GUCAGUCAGUGCUCUGCUUUUGACUAAGAAAGGUCGUCAUGAUGGGGUUGACAACCGCAUUUCUGUUACUUUCAUUAGUGGGAUUCUGCUGUGUGGAUCUCGUAAAAACUGUUAAUAGCGGUCGGAAAGAUUGCUGUUAUGGUGAUGACACCUUCCCGCACGGUGCCGUAGUCCUGAGCCUACCAAAGAUCUGUAUGCAGCUUGUAUGUAACCAUGGCAAGGUUGAACGUCGGUACUUGGAGACACCAGGAGACAGGAACUGCUGUGAGUUCGACGGACAGAUGUAUCCACAAGGAGCGGAACUUUCAGCUCACUGUAUCACCAUGACCUGCAAAAACACGUGCUGGGAACCAAUGGACGAAAUAGACGACUGCUGUAACGUAUGUUCCCUCGACAAUGACCCUCAUAUGAUCACCUUCGAUGACUACAAAUACGAAUGGCAUGGAACCUGUAACUACUCCUUGGCCCAGAGCGACUCUACUGAAUUUCCUGAGAUUGGAGUCUUCGGUGAUUUCAGACCCUGCAACCGUAAAGCAUCCUGCCUUGACAUUUGCACAUUUAAGAACGACGAACACACGGUCAUAACACUGACGCAUAGCUCUGUCUUCGACAUACUCGUGAACGGUGAUCCUUACCAUGUGAAGCCCGGCAAGGUGCAGGCUGUGAAGUCUUCUCAUGGUUGCCAUCCCGUCUUAGUUUGGCGUAUAAGUUUCAGAUGCAUCAGACUCCUGGGCUCGUCAAGACUUAUGAUCCAGCACUGCAAGAACACGAUGCAAAUCUGGGCACACCCGUACCACACAGACAACCUGGACGGGCUGUGCGGUCACUUCAACUUCUAUAUGGAGGACGACUUUACGAAUAGAAACGGACAAGUCCACAAUCUGGUUAAGUGGCCUCAAGCCUUCCCUUACUCCUGGCUGACCAAUACCCAGAUGGACAGAAUCUGUUCCCGGCAUUGUCCUAAAUGCAGAGAGGAGACGACGGAGAACCCUUGUGACGCGACUUCCUUACAGUGGCGGCGGUACAUGGACAUGUGUGAGAAAAAACUGUUGAAAGCCAUCGGCCACAGAACAGAACUAAAGAACCGCAUCGAAAACUGCGCCUUUGACUUGUGCAUGAUGGAGCAGAGCGGAGAGAGGUUGGAGGAGCUGCAGCGGUGGCUUCAUGAGCUGCUGGAGUUGAUAAAGAUAUUGGCGGAGAUCUGGGACAACACCAAAGGUCACGUUGUUCCACAGUAUUCGCAAUAAGUUGGUGGCAGGUGAUUUGUGGUAUCAAAAGGACAUUCGAUGACGCAGCGUGGCAUACUUGUUACUAUUCCUUUAAUUAAAAAUGUUAAAAUAUUUUAAUAAAGUUUAUUGGCUCAAA
Molecule: messenger RNA, 1365 nt
Organism: Homarus americanus (American lobster)
Lineage: Eukaryota; Metazoa; Arthropoda; Malacostraca; Decapoda; Nephropidae
Product: mucin-5B-like
Exons: 12
Coding region: 39-1247 (402 amino acids)
Cellular component (GO): extracellular matrix
Source: RefSeq, a predicted model, not a curated record